GGAAAACAAUUAAUUUUACAAGCAAACAAAAAGAAUAUAUCUAAAAUUAAUUCAUCAACCAAAUAUAAUGAUACUUUAGUUUUUGAUUACAUUUUUUUUACUAUUUUCGACUGGUAAAUUAGAAUGUUCUCAUAAUAUUUUAGAAGCUGAUGAGUUGCACUUAUACUCUUAGGUUUAAAGCUUAGAGUUACCAAAUACGCUGAUGCGCUGCGACGAAUCUAUACAUAUUUGUUUUAUUUAUUCGUCUAUGAAUUUAACUUUAAAUUUAUAUGAUUUUUUCAGGUUUGAAAUUAUUCAAAGUGUUCCUAUCGAAGAAAAAUAUGUGAAAGAAAUUCAUAUAUAAAAGCAUGAAGAACAGCUAUUUAUUAUCUUGGAAUCCGAAUAAAAUGAAUUACUAGUUUAUACCUUUGAUUUCUAGAUAUAAAAUUUUUCAACAUAUUAAAAACUAAAUGAUUUUGAUCUUUAAGUUCCUCUCACUCAUAAUACAACUACCGCUUUUUAAUAAGUGAAUCAAACAAAUAAAGUGGAGAGUAAUGUUAGAAAUUUAAGAGAUGAAACCAAAAUAGAUAAAAAAAUUGAGCAACCAUUUAUUUUUCUAAAUCUAUUAAUCAAAAAUAAGGGAUUAAAUGAUAAAAAAUCAUUUUAUUUGAUCAAGAUUAGGCUAAGUUUGAGUAAAUCCAAUCAAAAUAUUUUAUAAGGAUAAAAUUAACAAUAAAAAAAUAAUAAAACUAUUACUAAAUACCAUGAUAUUGAUUUAAGUAGAUUUGAGAUUAGACCUAAAGAUAGCUCCCUUCAUUUUAUUAAUUGCUCUUUAUUAAAUGACUAAUCUUAUGUAAUUUGUGUAGAUAAUACUUUGAAAGUUGGAUUUUUGGAUUUGAGGAGUUUAGAGACUCCGGUAUUUUAGAAACAAAAAAAUUCAGUAAGAUAUCAUCUACCUGAGAUUCCAACAUUUAAUUAUCAUAAAUUAUUUCAGGCAAAUAAGCUUGAGAUUAAUUUCUAAUUAUAGGGUAUUGUCCUAUCAAAAUAAGAAAGCUUGAGUAUUGUUUUAAUUUAUCAGUCUAUCUAGAAAAAAGUAAUCGUCUUUGAUUAAUUGGUCUUUGAUCUUGAUUAGUAAACGUUUACUAGCUUAAGCAGACAUGUUGUGCAAAAUAUGAAUUAAGAUAUUCUGAUAUCUAAGCUAUUUUAAAACUAAACAUCUUUGAAAGAAAGUUAAACUUAAUUAAAAAAUUGUCUAUUUGAUUUUAAUGAAACUUAAUUUAAAGAGAAAAAGCAAAACAAAACUAACGCAGUUUUUAAAUAAAAAAAUAUAUCUUAACUACUAUUCAGUAAGGCAGAUUCUAAGCAAAUACGUGGAUUUUUUAUAUCAGAUGGGCAAAAAAUUUAGUUUUUUAUUAAGAAUUGCCUGUACUAAAAUGAAUAUUUCGUCUAUCCAAUAUUCGAUUGUUAGAAAAAUAUUGAGUGUGAUGAAUAUAGAAAUUUUAAUAAUUAAGAAAUUUGUUUUACAGAGAAGAGUAAAAAUUCAGGUAAAUUGUAUACUUAAAAAGAUAAUUAAAAAAAACAAUUGAAACUGAUAAAGCGCAUAAAUAUUCGCUACUAGACUUCUUUAAACUUGGAGGAGUUUAUCGAGUAAAAUAAGUCAGAGAUAGUAUUUUUUCUAUUAUUGUUGAUAUGCGUAGGAUGUUUAUGUCAAGAAAAUAUCUAAGAGUGUAUAAAAAGCUAAAAAAAUAAAUAUUGUAAAGAUCAAAGUGAUUUAAGUCAAUAUAAUGGCACCGUAGAUUAACCUUAACCUAAAACAAAUAAUGCGAUUUAGUUUGAAUAAAAAUUUUCAAUUGAAAAAUAGGAUGAUUAAUCUGAAUAUUUUGUGGUUUAACCAAGAUAAAUUGCUAACAACAAAAAUAUGAGUAGCUUCUCAAGUGAUAUUGAAAAUUACUCAUUAGAAGACUUGUAUAUGGAGAGGAAUUUUUCGACUAACAAAUUACAAGUGUAAAAUAAUAAUUAUCCGAUCUUUGAAAAUAAAUCUGCGCAGCUUAAUGAGAUAAUUAGUAAUGCUUAAAUUUAAAAAAAGUAUGUGUAGCAGUAGACUUAAAGCGAUUAAGAAGAUUAAGAAGAGGAAAAAUAGUAAUGCUACAGCUAAUUUAAAGAUAUUCAGGAAUUUUAGUAUAAGCAGGAGUAUUGUAUUGAUCAAUUCCGCUAAUUUCAAAAAAAUAAUUAAAUUUUAAAAAGUUUUUAAAUUCCUGCUUUUGAAAUUGAAAAAGAUAACAAAAAUUAUCAGAAAGAUUUCUUCUUUAAAUUUAAAAACCCACCCCAAAAUUAAUACAAAGGCGUUAGUCAUAAUAACAGCAACUUUUUAUUAUAAUCCAGUAAAUAAAUUCAGGCGGAAAUGCAAGAACCAAACUCACGUCAAUAAACUGAAGUAUUUGACGAUCAUUAGUAACAAUCGAGUGAGCCCUCAUUACAAAAAAAAUACAAAGACUUUUAAUAUACUAAUUCAUAGACUUUGAAAGGAGCUUUUAAUUAUGAAGCAGUAAAUGACAAAAAUAGUAGGCAGCCAUAGGAAAAUAUAUUUAAUAGUUGCACUGCGGAAUCAAUUACUAUUCCUUUAACUAACGAUUAGUAGUUUGUUGAGGAAUAAAAUAAUUUAAAUGAGAGUAAUAUUUAAUUAAAGGAUAAAUUAAGCAACCGUUUUAUUAAGAAAAAUAAUUUUGAAAUUAAUAAAUUUCAAAAUCAGAAUAAUCAGAUUUUGGAGCAGUAGCAUCAGAACGCUUUGAAACAAAUUUAUUUUUAAUUUAAUGACAAGGAAUUCAUCGUUCCAUCAGAUAAUUUAUAUAAUUCCCCUUGCAAUUUUUAAUUAAAGCAAUCGAGAUAAAAUACCUAUGAUCAAGAUAUCUUGCAACAAUAAGAUUAAUAGUAUUGUAAGGCUCCAAAUGCAAAUUAGCUACAAUUAUAGGAUUUUAUAAGUACUUAAUCAAUAGAACUAAGAUUGCUACAAAAAUACAAAUAACUUUCAUCCUAAUCAUAAAUAAUGUAAAAUAAUAAUAUUUAGCCUUUAAGAGAUUAGACACGUGCUAUUCCAUUUACGACAUUCUAAGAUAGAGGCGAUAGCGAUGUAGGAGCUAAAGAGAGAGCAAAUUAUAUUUUAUAGGAUGGCGUUCAAUAAUAAGAUAUUUUUCUUGAUAGUUCAACAAUGGAAGAAAUCGCGUAAGGGCAGAAUUAGUUUUGCAGUAAGGGUAAUUAAAAGGAACAGAAAUAUAGACUUUAAUUUAAGAAUAUUUAAGAUGAAAAAGCUACAAAAUAAUAAUAUUAAAAUAUGAAAUUACAAAAUAAGGAAUCUAAUUAAAGGAAAGGAAGUAACGAGGAAUGUUAUUUGCAAUUUUACUCUCCACAUACUAACAAAUAAUUUAAAAAAUGCAUGCUUAAAAAAUUCAGGCAAGAGCUGGACUGGUUUACAUAAAGCUCUUUCUACUGUUUGACUCCUCACACAAAUUCUGUCCUAUAAAAAAAAACUAAUAGUUAAAAUUAAAAAUUUUUUUGUAAAUGCGAUCCCCAAUAACAAAUUUAAAAAAUUAAUCAAAGGAAAUGCGGCUUUUGCUUAUAUGCACAUAAUAUCAAAAUUUAUAAUUAAUUAAAUUAUGAUUAAAAAAAAUAAAAUCUUCAAAAAAGCUAAUUUUUUUUUAAUUGCAAAAAUAAUUGUAAUUCACGCACUCUUUCUACCCAGUCAAAUAAUAUACACAAAAGUGCAAGCAGCAGACUUUAAAAAGCAAAUUAAACAUAAUAAAAAUUGCUCAAAAAUUAAGUUGAAUCACCUCAGAUUAGCAAUAAUAUACAUUCAUAUUAAAGCUAAUAAUCUCAAUCAUCAUAGGAUAAGCCAAGCGCUUAAGACAGGGAAUAAAUGUGGCACUUGACAUUUUAAUAACAAUCAGUCAACUUUGAAGAAGAAAUAUUAAAUUAAAUGGAGUUAAGCGGCUCUGCAAGUAGCUAAUCUAACUCUUCAAUCCUUACCUCUGACUUCCAAAGUCAAAGAUUUAUGGAUAACUUCUAAGAGCAAAUGGGGGACUGCGUAAAUUAAGAAGGCAAAUAUGACCCCUUUUUCUAUACAUCCGAAACUAAUGAUAAAUCUUUCUUCUCCUCUACUUCUAACGAAUACGGCGACACCGUCAAAAAAAUUCGUCACAUUAAUAAUGAUUUAAAAUAACAAGAAAUAUUUGAUAUCAAGGACUUUUAAUUUAUUAGCGAAAACUUAUUUGAGGAAUCAUAAGAAGUAAAGAAAUAGAAGGAUAUGAACCACAUUCUUUUUAAUAAUAAUUUGAAUGCCUCUGAUAUUUUUGAUAAAAACGAUCAAAUAGAUACUUUACAAAAAAUGACUUAAUAAAUUAGUAACCAUUUUCUCCUAAGCAUUAACAACUUGCUCAAUGAAUCUAAGAAUAUCUGAAAUCAACAUUUUUGAAUUUAUUCAUUGUAAAUAACAAUCAACAAGUGUAUGAAAAAUAAUUUUACUAACAAGUAGUAAAUAAUCUUUAUUUAUAGAACUUUCUCUCUCACUCUUCUUCUCACUCUCAAUAAUAAAAACAAACAAACAAACAAACACCAUGUAUAAAUAAUAUAAAAAAACAUUAUUAUUAUCAAACUAAAUAAAUAAAUAAUUCUAUUAUUCUAUUCAAAUACUUAUUAAUUAAAUUAUCUAUAUAAAUUGUAAAUAAUUUUACUAAAUAAACUCAUGUUUUCAAAACAAACAAAACCUUAAACAUUAAUCAAACUUAGAUUUAUUUA
Messenger RNA from Tetrahymena thermophila SB210, 4767 nucleotides. RefSeq lists its product as hypothetical. The record is from RefSeq and is a predicted model, not a curated record. The transcript has 2 exons. NCBI's taxonomy places the organism in Eukaryota, Ciliophora, Oligohymenophorea, Hymenostomatida, Tetrahymenidae.